Molecule: messenger RNA, 1626 nt
Organism: Venustampulla echinocandica
Lineage: Eukaryota; Fungi; Ascomycota; Leotiomycetes; Helotiales; Pleuroascaceae
Product: Metallo-dependent hydrolase
Exons: 2
Coding region: 1-1626 (541 amino acids)
Biological process (GO): purine nucleobase catabolic process
Cellular component (GO): cytoplasm
Molecular function (GO): allantoinase activity
Source: RefSeq, a predicted model, not a curated record
AUGAUAGUCAACAACCUUUCCAACAACUUUCCUUACCCAAAGCCCCUUCAUACUCCAACAUCCGAGUCAGGUACCCCUGUUGUCGUGCUGGUCUCGUCUCGAGCUGUCAUCUUCGAUGAGGACGGCAACUUAAUUGUUUCACCGGCAACCCUCACGCUAUCUCCGCAAACUGGAAAGAUCAUAUCCAUUGUCCCUUCAAUAGUACCACCGACAAGCUUUCCCCAAUAUACUACAUAUAUAGACCAUACGCCAAAUUUGCUUUUACCUGGCCUGGUCGACGCUCACGUGCACUUGAACGAACCUGGACGGACAGAAUGGGAAGGCUUCUAUACUGGAACCCGCGCUGCGGCUUCAGGCGGUGUAACAACCGUUAUUGAUAUGCCAUUAAAUGCUAUUCCACCCACCACAACCGUGAAUGGUCUGAAGGAGAAGAUCAAAGCAGCUGAAGGGCAAUGCUGGGUGGACACUGGCUUUUACGGUGGCAUAGUUCCGGGAAAUGCUGCCGAAUUGCUACCGCUAGUCGAGGCAGGUGUACGCGGAUUCAAGGGUUUCUUGAUAGAGAGCGGCGUUGACGAGUUCCCUGCCGUAUCUUCAUCUGAUGUAGCACUCGCGAUGAAGGCUCUGGCAUCGACAAGAACAACAUUAAUGUUCCAUGCAGAGAUGAUUCCUCCGAUAGCGGCGUCCGUUGGGGACGAUGUUCAGAUAUCCCUCCCACCAGUCACGCCGGCCGGCGCCCUCACAUCAUAUGACACAUUCCUCCUGUCACGCCCACCUGCCUUCGAAACUUAUGCGAUCGAGCAGAUUCUAUCCCUAGCACACCUCGCGCCUGAACUCCAAUUACAUGUCGUUCACUUAUCAGCUAUUGAGGCGAUUCCUCUACUACGACAGGCACGUGACCGGGGUGUUAAAAUCACAGCAGAAACAUGCUUCCACUACCUGGCACUCGCAUCCGAGGAAGUAGCCGACGGUGACACGAGGCACAAAUGUUGCCCUCCGAUCCGGAACUCGGUCAACCGCGAUGGCCUCUGGUCUGAGAUCUCAUCUCCAAAUUCAGUCAUCCAAACAGUGGUCUCGGACCAUAGCCCAUGUACACCUGAACUCAAACUGCUCCCUGAGAGCUUAAGCCAUGGAUGCGGCUCCUCCGGCCCUCACGGAUCUGUAAAGGGUGUGAACGGCGAGGUGAUGACAAAGGAAGAAUCCGAAGAAAAGGAACGAGGCGAUUUCUUCGCAUCCUGGGGUGGUAUAUCAUCCGUGGGCUUGGGGCUUCCAAUCCUAUGGACUGAAGCCAAGUCGCGCUCCUCUCAGCUCAGCAUCCUCGACGUGGUACGUCUGUGCGCUAUUAACACCGCCUCGCAAGUAGGAUUGAGCCAUAAGAAGGGUGCCUUGAGACCUGGUAUGGAUGCAGACGUCUGCGUGUUUGAUGAUGAGGGCGAAUUUGUGGUGGGGAGGGAACAAAUGCUAUUUAGGAAUAAAGUUAGCCCCUACCAAGGGAGGAAGAUGACGGGCGUGGUGAAGGAGACGUGGGUGAGAGGCCUGAAGGUCUUUGAGAGGAAUGGUGUGAACGGGGGUUUCGUUGGGAAGGAAGGCAAGCCCAUAGGUGAGCUAGUGUUAGAGAAAAGAUCUUGA